Messenger RNA from Eublepharis macularius, 3145 nucleotides. It is a transcript of the gene PACSIN2, whose product is annotated as protein kinase C and casein kinase substrate in neurons 2. Gene Ontology annotation, molecular function: protein binding; phospholipid binding. Gene Ontology annotation, biological process: regulation of endocytosis; actin cytoskeleton organization; plasma membrane tubulation. The coding region runs from base 174 to 1625 and encodes 483 amino acids. Gene Ontology annotation, cellular component: endosome; cytoplasm; plasma membrane. The transcript has 11 exons. NCBI's taxonomy places the organism in Eukaryota, Metazoa, Chordata, Lepidosauria, Squamata, Eublepharidae. The record is from RefSeq and is a predicted model, not a curated record.
GGCGGCGCGAGGCCAGGCCAGGCCAGGCCCGGCGGACCGGAGCGCACCGGCGAGGGCGAGGGCGAAGCGGCCGCAGCUGGGACCGGCCUGCCGGGAAGGGGGGAGCCUCGCCGGCGCGGCCUUCCUGCGACUGAAGAUCUAGUAUUUACAAGACGCCGGAUUCCAAAGUAGAGAUGUCUGGCACAUACGAUGACUCUCUUGGACUAGAGGUUUCUAGUGAUAGCUUCUGGGAGGUUGGAAAUUAUAAGCGGACAGUGAAGCGCAUUGAAGAUGGUCAUAGACUUUGCAAUGAUCUUAUGAACUGCAUUCAUGAGCGUGCAAGAAUAGAGAAGGUCUAUGCUCAGCAGUUAACAGAAUGGGCUAAAAGAUGGAAGCAGCUUGUAGAGAAAGGUCCUCAGUAUGGAACUGUUGAAAAGUCUUGGCACGCGUUUAUGCUUGAAGCUGAAAAAGUGAGUGAGUUGCACCUCGAUAUAAAAGGUGCCUUAAUGAAUGAAGACUUUGAAAAGAUUAAAAACUGGCAAAAGGAGGCCUUUCACAAGCAAAUGAUCGGUGGAUUUAAGGAGACCAAAGAAGCAGAAGAUGGGUUUAGGAAAGCCCAGAAACCCUGGGCCAAAAAGCUGAAAGAGGUGGAAGCGUCUAAGAAAGCAUACCAUGCAGCCUGCAAAGAAGAAAAGCUUGCAGUAUCCAGAGAGGCUAAUAGUAAAGCUGACCCAACCCUGAAUCCAGAACAGCUAAAGAAAUUGCAGGACAAAGUAGAUAGAAGUAAACAGGAUGUGCUGAAGACAAAAGAAAAAUAUGAAAGAUCUCUUAAAGAGCUGGACAAUGCUACACCUCAGUAUAUGGAAAAUAUGGAGCAGGUUUUUGAAAACUGUCAGCAGUUUGAAGACAAACGCCUUCGUUUUUUUCGAGAAGUGCUACUGGAAGUUCAGGAACAUCUUGACUUAUCUACUACUGGAAGCUACAAAAAUAUUUAUCGUGAAUUAGAACAGAACAUCAAAGGAGCAGAUGCUGUUGAAGAUCUGAGGUGGUUCAGGGCGAAUCACGGUCCCGGCAUGUCAAUGAACUGGCCGCAGUUUGAGGAAUGGUCAGCUGACCUGAACCGGACUCUCAGUAGAAGAGAGAAGAAAAAAGCUGCUGAUGGAGUGACCCUGACUGGCAUUAACCAGAUGGGAUACCAGCAAAACAAAAACAGCAACCUUAGUGUCCCGGGUAACACAGUGCAGUCAGUAGAGUCAAGUUACAAUCCCUUUGAAGAUGAAGAGGAUACUGGAAGUACUGUCAGUGAAAAGGAGGACAAUAAAAUCAAAAAUGUUAGCAGCUCUGAGAGAAACCAAAGUUAUCCCACAGAGUGGUCUGAUGAAGAGACCAACAAUCCAUUUUCCUCCAGUGAUGUACAAGAAGAAACAAACCCAUUUGAAGAGGAGGAGGCCUCGCCUACUGCCAUGGAGGUGCGAGUUCGAGCCCUGUAUGAUUAUGAAGGUCAGGAGCACGAUGAGCUCAGCUUUAAGACUGGGGAAGAGCUAACUAAAAUAGAAGAUGAAGAUGAACAAGGCUGGUGCAAAGGACGUUUGGAUAGUGGACAAGUUGGCCUAUAUCCAGCAAACUACGUGGAACCAAUACAGUGACAGCUUACUUUUAGAAGUACUGCUGAAAUGGUUGGUCUGAGCAAUAUUUAUGACUUGCAGUGAGGGAGAAACCAAACUCUGUGUCUGUUUUCUUUUAAUGCAGUUGAAUUAUGGACGUGACUCCUUGUCUUCAGAGAAAUCAUCUAACAAAGCAAAGCAAGCUAGAAAAGGGGAAAUGUUGUGCUGCUUAUACACAGCACAAACAACCAGGACAGAGUAAAAAUUAAUACAGCAAGGAAACUCUUGUUAGCACCUCUUGCCGGUUUCCUCUGUCAUUACUUUUUGUAUUUUGUUUCAGAUUUGCUGACUUAAUGCCUCAGUUCUUGCAUUCUGUGCUGUGGCCUUAUGUUGACUGUGGUUAUUUUAAAUGACUUUCAGUUAUUUGCAACUUGAUUUUUAAAAAUUGCAGUUAAUUUUGUAUCUGUUCCUAGAAAAUUUUGAAAGAUAGAAUUUUUAAAAUGUAAAGGCUUUAUCACAUCUUCUCAUGCCUGCUUCAUCAAUUAUUACUACUGCAGUUUAGAGAUGCAUUGGUCAAUGCCCCUUCCAUGUGGAAUUCUUUCUGCACUUCUUGUCUUCCCGUGCUGUUAGCACCAGAGAAUGUUGUCUGUAUUAAGUACUGUAUUACAUCUCUGUCACAGAACACUGUAACAGAAUUGUCUUUAAAUACUGCAAUUUGGGUGUUUCUUGUCAAUGAUGCCAACACAUUUUGAUGCCUGACGUGUUAAUUUCCUGAAUGAUGACCUUAGAGAGAUUUCUAAAAUCAAAAUAUUUAAGCCAGUUUCCACCAGAUUCUUGCUGAGAAAUUUCUACUUUGCCAGUUGUUAAUGAUUCUGUGAUUUUGAAAGUUAAAUAUAUAUGAUUAUUUUUCAAACAAAAGAGAUUGUAAAAUAGUUAAAUGCUUUUUAUUAAGAUGCUCUUUCAGUUGUGUGUGUAUAUAUAUGAUUUGAUACUCAGAAAUGUAAAGAGCAUGUCAUAACUAGCAAGCCAUUCAUUAUGGGUUAGAUCGAUCUGCUGGUGUCAAGCUGUACCCUAAAUGUGAGUUCGCUAUUGACUUCAAUGGGCUAUGGACUGUCCCCUUAGAUUAAGCUACGCAAUUUAAAUUAUAGGCUUAUUUAAAGUGGCUUUGCCAGUGCAUUCCCCUUUGGCUGUCAGGUUGGCCAGUGGCUCAAUCCAGUGCACAGCAGGAGCAGCACCGGAAAGGGCCCCCUCGGCAUAAUGGUGGAAGCUCAGCCUCUGCUGUGGAAUAUUGUAGCGGAACACUGCGAAAUCUACUACUUGUUUGCAAUGAAAAACAAGCGGUAAAACUGUAUGCAUUGAGACAGCUGAAUUGUGAACAUGUGAGAACAAAUUGCUUUAUAGAAAAUCUAAAUAUCAGGUAAGUAGAUAUGCUAUUUUAAGAAAUUACAUUAUAAUUGAAAUAACAUAUUUUGAUUGUUGUAAACGCUCCCUGACUGUUCCAUUUGCUUAUGUAGAUUGAUAUAUUUAUUAAUCUCCAAAAUAAAAUUAUAUACAGCCAAGAA